Messenger RNA from Rosa chinensis, 1239 nucleotides. RefSeq names its product dof zinc finger protein DOF3.7. Bases 154 to 999 code for a protein of 281 amino acids. Gene Ontology annotation, biological process: regulation of DNA-templated transcription. Gene Ontology annotation, molecular function: DNA binding; DNA-binding transcription factor activity. The record is from RefSeq and is a predicted model, not a curated record. NCBI's taxonomy places the organism in Eukaryota, Viridiplantae, Streptophyta, Magnoliopsida, Rosales, Rosaceae. The transcript is spliced from 2 exons.
AUCUAAAGGACAAUCCAAAACAUUCUUUCUUCCACUAAGAGCAGCUGAAGACAAAGAAGGUUGAAACACCUUUCUUCCUUUCUCUCUCUCUCUCUCUCUCUCUCUCUCUGAAGUCAUCAGCUUCCUUUCUUUCCCUUUUUCUCUUCUGAGUUCAUGGACACUGCUCAAUGGCCUCAGGAAAUUGGAUUGGAGAAGACAAUGGAAGAGAAUAUGGGGUCUGAGGCAAGGUUAGCCUCAGAGAAAAGGGCAAGGCCUCAAGAGCAAUUGAAUUGUCCAAGGUGCAAUUCAACCAACACCAAGUUUUGUUACUACAACAACUAUAGCCUCACUCAACCAAGAUACUUCUGCAAAACAUGCAGAAGGUAUUGGACUGAAGGUGGAACUCUCAGAAAUGUUCCUGUUGGAGGAGGUUCAAGAAAGAACAAGAAGUCAACAUCAUCAACAGCUUCAUCGUCAGCGAUUUCUUCAUCAAAGAAUAUCAUUCCUGAUCUUAACCCACCAAAUUUGUCUCACUUUUCAUCUCAAAACCCUAGGAUGACCCAUGAAGGCCAAGAUCUUAAUCUGGCCUUUUCUGCUAAUGUGGAGCACUACAAUGGUACUAGUACUGCUCAUUAUGUUGAUCAUCACCAGGUGCCCAAAAUGGAAAGCAACAACUCAUCGGCUUUAGAGCUGCUUAGGGGUACUGGCAUUGCUUCUAGAGGUGUGAAUUCAUAUAUACCAAACUCAAUCCAGGAUUCGAAUGCAGUGCUUUAUUCAUCGUCCGGGUUCUCUUUGCAAGAAUUCAAACCAAGUCAUCUUGGUUUUUGUGUUGAUGGGGUUGGAAGUAGGUAUGGUGAUCAUCCUCAAGAGAAUGGUGGUAAUGGAAGGCUCUUGUUUCCAUUUGGGGAUUUGAAGCAAAUCUCAAGCACUACUACAGGUCAUCAUGAACUUGAUCAGAAUAAGGGGCAAGGUAAUCCAUCUGGGUAUUGGAAUGGGUUAAUGGGUGGAGGGUCAUGGUAAUUGAAUAAGAGCUAUCUGGAUAAAAAGACAGGAAAGGAAAACAAAGUGUACUUUUCACUUUUAGCUUCUUUCUUUUCGCUUUGAACUAGUUACUUAUUUGACGCUGUUGAUCAGAACUAACAGAUAGGAUAAAUAUGGUUUUCGUAAUUUGUUAUAUAUUAUUCUCCUUCAGCAUGCUUUUUGAACAAAUUGUAAGCGAAUGAAGCUCAGUUUCAAGGAAUUUUUUGUAUGCACCGGUUA